Messenger RNA from Ceratitis capitata (Mediterranean fruit fly), 903 nucleotides. RefSeq names its product metabotropic glutamate receptor. The annotation marks the transcript as partial. Lineage: Eukaryota; Metazoa; Arthropoda; Insecta; Diptera; Tephritidae. Gene Ontology annotation, cellular component: membrane. Gene Ontology annotation, biological process: G protein-coupled glutamate receptor signaling pathway; regulation of synaptic transmission, glutamatergic. Gene Ontology annotation, molecular function: group II metabotropic glutamate receptor activity. The record is from RefSeq and is a predicted model, not a curated record. The transcript is spliced from 2 exons.
GGAGACACGUGCUGUUGGAUAUGUGACAACUGUGAGCCAUAUGAGUAUGUGUUAAAUGAGUUUACAUGCAAGGACUGUGGACCCGGCUAUUGGCCAUACUCGGAUAAGCUAUCUUGCUAUGCAUUGGAGGUCAAAUAUAUACGUUGGCAAUCUUUAUUUGCUCUAAUACCUUUGGCGAUUGCAUCAUUAGGCAUCAUAAUGACAGUUGCCGUCAUUGCCUUAUUUGCUCAAAAUCACGAUACACCGCUUGUAAGGGCUUCAGGAAGAGAAUUAAGCUAUACUUUACUCUUUGGCAUUUUGUUUUGCUAUUGCAAUACAUUUGCAUUGAUAGCCAAGCCUACAAUUAUAUCGUGUGUUCUACAACGAUUCGGUAUUGGAGUUGGGUUUUCUAUCAUUUAUAGCGCACUGCUAACCAAAACCAACAGAAUAUCACGCAUAUUCCAUUCAGCGUCAAAAUCGGCUCAGCGUCUUAAAUAUAUAAGUCCCCAAUCUCAGGUGGUAAUAACGGUAUCCCUUAUUGCUGUUCAAGUUCUCAUCACGAUGAUUUGGAUGAUAGUGGAACCGCCGGGAACACGUUUUUAUUACCCAGAUCGAACUGAAGUUAUUUUGAAAUGCAAAAUUCAAGAUAUGUCAUUUUUAUUCUCUCAAUUGUACAACAUGAUACUAAUAAUGAUUUGCACAAUUUAUGCAAUUAAAACUCGCAAAAUACCAGAAAAUUUUAACGAAUCCAAAUUUAUUGGAUUCACUAUGUACACUACGUGUAUUAUAUGGCUGGCGUUUGUUCCAAUUUAUUUUGGAACCGGAAAUUCGCAUGAGGUACGUUUUCAUUAUAAAAAAAAUAAAGCUCACAUAAAGAACGGAUAUAAUAAAAAAAAAAAUAUUAAACUAAGUUUGGACCUCUAA